GCAAGGCAUCGAUACAUGGUUUCCAGAAGCUAAAGAAGUUCAAGUUUCCUCUGAAACUUGUCAUGUGCAACAUCAAUGCCGCGGGUGUUACAGGGAACAUUGCUACCUCGUUGCAGCGCUUCUUCAACGGCUCACUGGACCCGUUCGUACGCGACUUGAUACCCACUUCAGUCACGCAUCUGGUGUUAGAGUCCGAGGGAAUGGGUCCUUAUGACAAAGCUCUUGAUGCCUUGUUCCGACACUUUCGUGCGGUACGCAGAUCCCAGCUGCCUAAUCUCCAAGAGGUACAUAUAGCCUGUAAACAGGCGGCGGAUAACGCCUACAAGCAACAGUGCAACAAGAUCGUUGCGGAGGGUGAUAGAGAAGGCGUGGUUGUGCGUUUGCAACCGUUCGGGUUUUCGAGUGUCAACUGGGAUGGGUAACCCGAUAUGGCUGCUGCGAACCAGGCAUUGGAGAUAGAAAAGUCCGAUCUGAAGCGUCGCCUUGAUAUUGCCGAAGCAACAGAAAUUGCCAGCAAGGGUAGAGUAGCUCAGCUACAAAAGCAGCUGUUGGAUGCUUGGCAAGAGAUUUCUCGCCUAGAGAAAAAGGAGGCCAAAUUUCGCGAUCUCAUGAUCAGCAGUGCAGGUACGCAGCAAGUGACAGAUCAAGAAAUCAUUCAAGGCUUCUCCGGAUAUGUGGCUUAUCUAGGUAUUCAAUUCUUCUAAGCUUCUCAUUCGGGCGUGGGAUUUGUGACGAUACUGCAAUGAGAAAGGCAGUUGUUAUCCGGGCACACUUGUGUGAGCAUUCUCGCAGACCAAGACACUUGUAUUUCAUUCCAUGACUAUUAAGCAAAGCGCAAUGACACCAUGAUACUUCUUGCUUCUGUUUCUCUAAGCGAAUCAAUGCUAGUGCCUUGCU
Messenger RNA from Mytilinidion resinicola, 897 nucleotides. RefSeq lists its product as uncharacterized. The coding region runs from base 63 to 422 and encodes 119 amino acids. NCBI's taxonomy places the organism in Eukaryota, Fungi, Ascomycota, Dothideomycetes, Mytilinidiales, Mytilinidiaceae. The record is from RefSeq and is a predicted model, not a curated record. The transcript has a single exon.